GGCUCCGCAUCGCCCCUCCGCGCCGUCCCGGGCAAACUCCGGCUCCCGGUUACUCCCCCCUGACCAAACUGGCGGGUUGGGCUCCCUCAUGGCACCGGUCCCUUAAAGGGGCCGCGUGUGAGCGAGUUACUGUUGGAGCGUGUUGCACACCCGCUGCCAAGCGCCGCGGAGAGCUGUGCAGCCGCGGCGCUGGGAGCCUCGGCGUCCGACCUCCGCCUGCACACUGGCCUCGGCUGGAAGCGCGGCGCUUGGCAUGUAGGGGAGAGGAGAGGGAGAGAGCGGGCAUGGGGAACCAGGUGGAGAAGCUGACCCAUCUGAACUACAAGGAAGUUCCCACGGCCGACCCGACUGGUAUGGACAGAGAUGAAGGGCCCAGGAUCGGGGUCUCCUACAUCUUUUCGAAUGAUGAUGAUGAGCUGGAACAGCAGCAGGAUUCAGUGCACGACCUGGAGGGUGAGCACCCAGCCCUGCAGCCCUAUGAUCCCCAGCUGCAUGAGGUGGAGUGCUCAGUCUAUUACCGGGAUGAGUGUAUUUACCAGAAGAGCUUUGCAGAGGAGGACACGCUGCCAGAGGAGGGUGAUGAAGGAGGUGGGGGGCAUCUGAGCACCUACACCCCAGAGAACCUGCUGAAUAGGUGCAAACCUGGUGACCUGGUGGAGUUUGUGUGCCAGGCCCAGUAUCCGCACUGGGUGGUAUAUGUCGGAGAUUUUCAAGUUGUGCAUCUGCACAGGCUGGAGGUGGUGAACAGCUUCCUCACCGAUGCCAGCCAGGGCAGACGGGGCCGCAUUGCCAACCAGUUGUACCGCUACAAACCCCUCAGCCCGGCCGUGGUGGUGCGCAAUGCCCUGGAGCAGGUGGGUUGCAAAGACCGGGACUUGAGUUGGAGAAACUCUGAGUGUUUUGCUGCCUGGUGCCGGUAUGGCAAGCGGGAGUUUAAAAUCGGUGGGGAGCUGCGCAUAGGCAAGCAGCCCUACCGACUGCAGAUCCGGCUGGGUGACAAGCGCAGCCACACGCUGGAGUUCCAGAGCCUGGAGGAUCUGAUUAUGGAGAAGAGGAGAAAUGACCAGAUUGGUAGAGCUGCUGUGAUCCAGGAGCUCUCCAGCCACCUGCAGGCUGCAGAGGAGGAGGAAGAAGAGGAGGAAGACCAUCAUCAUCCAGGUGCUCAGACUGCUGUGGAGUAGCAGCCCCAGCACCACCAUGCUGCUUAGCCUGGGUGAUGGGGAUUAAAACUGAAGGCUGCGAAAUUGAGCUGUUAUAAGCCCUUUGGGCCGCUUCGGUGCAGCUCCAUUCCAAUCACAUGUGAAAGGAAGGGGGAAAGCUGAUUAAGUGUCUGUGCUUUAGUGCUUAACUCCUUCAGUGCUUGAUGAUAAAACCCCUGACUUAUUUGUAGAGGAUAAAACUCAGGGCAAUUCUACACCUCUCUAUUCCCAGUUCUUUCCCUUCCUCUCUGCCCUCUUCGUGCAUAGCCUCAACCAUCUGCCAGUAGGCCUGACUCUGUAAGAUGUUAAAUGCCUUUGACAUCUACUUAUCAGCAGAAGUUAAGAGUAUUUAGUACUAUUAAGAAGGAGCCAACCACUUUCAGGACAUGACCAUGUAGCUCUGAGUUGGUAGGUGAGAAGCAUGAGGGUAUUGUUUUCCCUUCUCUGCCCCUGCUUCUCCUCAGUUGUGGCUCCUGUUGGUAUUGCAACAAGCUGCUUGCUUGCCUGGUGCAAGGUUCGUGGAUUUGUAGCCAGCCCCCCAGAAGGUGUAAGGGAGAAACCUCCACCAAUUUUAAUGAACUGGGUUUGAUGUGCCUGGUGCCUUCUUAACUGAUAGGAGCUUGCAGGUAAGCUGGGAGACCUCCUCCGUUGCUAUUAGUGUGUGGUUUUGAGGACAGAAUACGUAUUUCUUGCUGACUGGUCCCAGGGGAUGCUGGUUAAGGAGGAGUCUGCACGCUGUGCUGGAGUUCUUUCAGGCAGAUACUGAGCUAUGCCAGUGCUCAUAAAGGCUGCCUGCUUUCCCUAAAGCAAAUGGCAGAGCUCAUGGUUAUGUCUGUGGUACACAUCAAGGCAGCAGAAGCAGGUUGCUCAUGUGCAAGAGUAUGUCUUGAGUAAGCUGUCCCUUGAGAGUGUGGCCUCUUGGCUGGGAGCUCUUGGCUGUAGGCAUGUUAGAGGUUCUGCACCGCAGUAAACCCAGCUGAGAUGGGAAAUGAUGGGAGGGAACACAGGCUGGAAGGCACCACAGGCAGGGGGUUUGGGUGUUCCUUUUUUCCUUCCUUACCACAAAGCAAUUUCCUUUUCAUUAGGGCUUUUAUGUUUCCUUUUUUGCUAUUAUUGAUGGUAUGCAGCAGAGCUAUAGCAUUAGAGCAAAGGAGGGGACGUGCCUCUAAAGUUGUUGUGCAAGUCCUCAUUAAACAGGAGGGGAGGGGGAGUGCGGUGCUGCCUGCCUUGAAUAUUCCCUGAACUUGUUUUCAACUGUUUAACUGGUCUCCUGCACAGGCAGCACUGUCAGAUCUUUGUCCUGGAAUCUGAAGUGUGUGAGCAAACACAGAUUUGGAGGCAAUUUCUAAUGCAAAAUUCUUUCCCCUUAAAGCAUAAUAGGGAUGAGGUGAACUUGAAGAUAAGCUCGAGUUCCUUUAAAUAAUGGCAACGGUGUGGUGCAAACUUGAAGCAUAGUUAAUACGGUCUUCCCUGCAGUUGUUUACAGUUAUGCCACAAAUAGCAAAGUACUCUGUGUCCUUUCCACUACUGAGACGGGAGCAAAGUUUGUCACUUAAGAAUAGGUAGAUACCAGCUUCUGAUUAGUUAAGACUAUAUGAACCAAUUUUGCCAAUGUGAUCCAAAUAGGUUGUGGUGGUGUAUUUUCUGCCUAAAAUACACAAGCUAGAAAAAAGCUGUGAAAACUAUUUCAUCCUCGCUUCAGGAGGGAAAAUAAUUUUUAGAGUUAUGCAAAUACACCAUAUACUGUUUCCUUAAUGACUUCUGUGCUCUCAUUUUUGGGCUGUGAAAUACCCAAAUGUAAAGGAGAGUUUUAACACCAAACUCCCUUAAAAUGCUAUAGCUCAGGUGUCUGCACUGGAUAGGUUCUUUUCCUCCAAUAUGCAAUUGAGUUAUACUCAAGUUACUGUGGUUGUCAAGCAGAUGUACAACCUUGCUUUGAUAGCAUAGCUACCCAUUUCUAAAUAUAAUGGGGUUAAUAUGUGGAUGCACACAGGUUUUAUACAGCUACUGGUGACUACUAAAAGCCGAAAUGAUCACUGAAAUAGUCUGAAAAAGAGUGAAGGAGAGUCUCUGUUGUACUGACUGGUAAGAGACAACAGAUUAUCUAGACCAUGAGUAAAUGUCUGGCUUUGGUUUCUUUCAUACUGAAACCUUGUACAUAACAAAGUUUAUUUCACUGUGUAAUAUAGGUAUGUAAAAUAAUAUUUUCUUACAGAUAUUUUUGAAAGUUAAAAAAUUCCUUCAUAACCUUGCAUUUGAAAGUAAAUUGUUAGGCACAUUAUUUUCCAGUCCUCUGAAUGGGUUUAUUUUUCAUUAGUGAUCUAAAGUAUAUUCUAGGUCAUAAAGUAUAGAAACUGCUAUAAAUGUCAAAUAUUAUGUAUCUACAGGGUACUAAACAGUAAACUAGUUGUGAAAAUAUUUUUCCCUUGUGUCUGAAACAUCAGAACUAUGACACAUAGCUAUUUCUCUUCUGAAAUACCCUGCAUAGUCUGGCUUUGUCCUCUGUUCUUUUUUCUUUUUCCCCCCAGUUUUUGCUUAAUAAAAAAAGGACCAAAUCUGCUUGGGAAUGGAGAGCAAAGCUUCUUUGACCAACUGAAAUCAUGUCUGGUGCUGAUCUUAGUGCUUCUCUGUACCAGUCAUGCCUUUAGGGAUAAAUUCCCACACAGGCAUAAGGCCUUAGCAAAGAAUCCCAGAGCUUGCAUUGCCUUCUGAGGAUGAAGUGGGGAGCUUGCCUCACAGCAAAGUAGGGUCUGGCAUAUGUUCUGCUGUGUUAUAAAACCUGUAUGCUCCUCUGACACCUGGGAUACAGGUGUUCAGUAUUUAAAGCACAGAUAUUUGGAAUCUUUGAAUUUCUCUGCAAGCCGUGUUUGGGAAUUUAUUCUGUCUCCUGGCAUUCCGUUCUAUGUAAAAGUAGAAGGGGAAGGGGGAAGCCUGGAAUUUUUUAUUGAGUCUGGAAGAGGGAUUUCUUAUUCCAGCAGAUAAAGAUGCAACUGUUGAAUCUUUAACAGGCAGGUCCUUUUUCCCUGUCCUAGGCACUGUUAUUUAAUAGGUGCUACUAAACACCACUGCAAACAUUUCUAAGCAGUCUAGUUGUUAAGCCAUGGACCUUUAAUGAGCUGGAUGUGAGAACAGGAAUUGCUGUAGAAGCACAUCCCAACUGCUUAAUUUCGUGUCUUUGCUGUACUUUACUCGGUUACUGUCCGCAGAGUAGGCUGGGAAAUCUAGAGCUUGAUUUUAAAGUAACAGAUCUCCCAGGAAAACAGACUUUUUUGUGUAUGUGUCUACUUCAAGAGGUUUUUUGUAGAUCACAAAAGAGAGGGGAAAAGAAUAGAUAAAAGUGUUCUUCUCUGCAGCUUCUUCUUUAACAUACAGAAAUUCAGGUGUGAUCCUUCUGCAGAACUUCAGGUUCAGCAAUGGUCCUAAGCCUAUACUGAAGUUUGAAGUUGUGAAUAGACCCUACCUUGAGCCACUUGAAAAUAGUAAGACUAGUCAUGUGCUUGAAGUUAAGUGCGUAUUUACUUUUCUUUGUGAAUAAGGGCCGGGAAUUUCAAUCUGAGGUCUCUGGUGGGAGCGUGAAGGAUCUGAGGUUGCAUAAUCACCAGGGGAGAACAAGUGGUGCUGUGAAAGCCGUUUCUGAAAGGGCCUCUUGUCCAAACAAGACUCAUGGAAUCCAGCCCAAACUUUGGCCUCAGUUUCCCACUGGAAAUCCAGGAGCUGCACUGAUUCGGUGAGAAUUGUACUACACAGCAGUUGUAAACUAAGCUGGUGAUCACUCUGCAGACUGUUCCUGGUGACUUUGUCUUUCAUGCUUGAAAUUUCCCUUGCAUUUUUAACAUUUAAAGUUAAUAUCAUUGGUUUUAAAAGCCCUUUGAUUGUGCAAACACUUAAUCAUCUAUAUGAAUUUACUCAUUUGGGCAUACCUACUGCUACUGAUAGGAUGACUGCUGUGAAUAUCAUUAUGCACAUGUUAAGGCUGGCAAGACUGAGCCCCAGAUGUGUAAAUGUAGCUCCAGCUAGGAAAUGUAGAUGAGCAGUCUUAUUUCCCCAGAGUAUUGGUGUGUUUGAUGCAAAUAAUGUCUUGGAAAAGGCUUUAUAGUAAAACCUACAAUUAUCCCUUGAUUGAGUAAUUUUAAAAACACAAUUCAGACAUUCACCUUCCAUGGCAGUGAACAAGGACAUAAACUGAAAACUAUUUCAGGUUAUCCCUGAUUCUGUGUGAAUGCAAAGUAUUGAUUACAGCAAUGCUCUAGAGCUCACCUGACCAACAUAGUAGGCAGUUGUAGGGUAGGCAGGGAAAAUAUCCAAAAGCUAAUUCAAAACCUAUAUUUUCUUACUUGGAAAAAUAUAUUCUUCAGACUGAAGGACCCUACACUAUGGAAUUGUUUUGUAUAAAUGAAACCCUAGUCAAACUUCUUCUUAAGUUUCAUUCAUUUAAAUUCAAAAUUCCACUCUUAGUAGUAAAGUAGGUAAUAUUAUGUGAUGAAUAUAUUUCAGAUUUUGAAUGUAACGGUGGUUUUCUUUUUCUCUUCUCCUUUGGUUAAGUUUUACCAAAGGUUUGUCCUUGGGUGUGUGAAGUGUGUUGUCGAGUGCUUUCCCACCUGUGCUUUUCUGACAAGUAACAGCACCAACCAUCGUUCUAACAGCCAUGUAGGAACAAAUAUUGUUUUUUGAAAGCAAAAUUUUGAUUUUUGUAUCUGCUCAGAGACUAGUAACUAAGUAGAGGUAAGAAAUACACUGUUUCCAACAGCAGUUUCUAUCUAUAAGAAAUCUACUGUUAAUUCAGUACAUGUUGAUUACUCUUAUAAAUCAAUGUGCAGUGAUAAGGCUGAGUGUAUUGUAUAAUGGGCUUGGACUUUCAGAUUAGAUUUUUUUUGUUUUAAAACUGCAUAGGAAGAAAUCGGGGUGGCUUCAAACACCAGUGGUUUAGAUGGUUCUUUUGCGUUAAUAUUGAAUUAGAAGCUUUCUUUAAAUGCACACUUGAAAUUCCUGACAUUGUAACACUUCAUGGAAUCAUCCACAAUAACAAGUGUAAUCACAAAAUAUGAUUUUUUUCCCCCCACCAUGAGCAUUUUCUGUAAGCUGUCCUUUGUCAGUAAAUGUUGAAUUGUUAGUGCAAAUAUCUUCUUUUCCUGAGAAAGAAGUACAGAUCAUUGAUUGUACCAUUUCCUUCAAAAUGAAGGGCAUCGCAUAGUAACUAAAAAGAAAUAAAAGAUUUAUAGUAUCUUUUAGAA
Molecule: messenger RNA, 6430 nt
Organism: Strigops habroptila (Kakapo)
Lineage: Eukaryota; Metazoa; Chordata; Aves; Psittaciformes; Psittacidae
Gene: LRATD2
Product: LRAT domain containing 2
Exons: 2
Coding region: 285-1181 (298 amino acids)
Source: RefSeq, a predicted model, not a curated record